This is a messenger RNA of Oikopleura dioica, 516 nucleotides long. NCBI's taxonomy places the organism in Eukaryota, Metazoa, Chordata, Appendicularia, Copelata, Oikopleuridae. The record is from the annotation of a GenBank genome assembly.
AUGACCUUUGAAAACAACUUUUCCUCCAUCUUCGAAAACGCUCUUGACGUGACUCCAUAUUUCUUCUUCCAGAACGUUCCGCUCCCAGAACUUGGCGAAUUCGAUCUUUGCUCAUCUCUCCCCCUCUUUCAAGAAAACUACAUGGCCCCACAAGAAGACGCCAUUGACACCCUUAUCCGUCAACUUCGCGAGCUUCGAGUCCGCCUUGGCUUUACCCAGACAGAACUUUCCGACAGCAUCACCGCUCUUUGCGGCAGAAAAAUUUCGCAAACAACGAUUUGCCGAUUCGAGGGACGAAUGCUGACCGCGCGCAAUAUGCGAAAACUUGCGCCGACUUUUGAAGAGUGGAUUCGACUGGCAAAAAUGAGCCGGAACGAGUUCGUUGGGCGGCGCAAAAUUGCAAACGAAGCCCUAGACAACGAUGUGGGUCUUCUGGCUCGAGCUCGGCGGGAUCUUCUUCCUCUCCUUACUGACUCCUUCAAACAUUUUUUCAUCAAUAUUACAGAAAUAAAAUAA